Molecule: messenger RNA, 2789 nt
Organism: Stegastes partitus (bicolor damselfish)
Lineage: Eukaryota; Metazoa; Chordata; Actinopteri; Pomacentridae
Gene: lrrc49
Product: leucine rich repeat containing 49
Exons: 17
Coding region: 1-2196 (731 amino acids)
Molecular function (GO): protein binding
Source: RefSeq, a predicted model, not a curated record
AUGGAGAGGGAGCUGACUGAGGGCAAAGCCAUGCGCUUUCAAAAACACAGCACGAGUGUCGGCGAGAGUUGGGAGUUCCUCACCCCCACGAUCAACAGCUGUAAGUUGCACCUUACAACUGACAAAUCAGUAGGGAGAGCACAAACGAUGACUGACUCUCAAGACCUUGCCAAAGAAACAUCCUUGAAUACUACCCAAACAAUUUAUCAUUCUAACCCAGUUGGUUCUGCGGGAUAUAAUCGCAGCCCUGCACCUGGUUUUCUCUUCACUCAGUUGCCUUUAUCAUCUAAUUUCCAGCAAAUCGACUUGGACAGGCGCUGUCUGGAGGAAUGUCCCCAACUAGACAUGAUGGAAGAACUGCAGCGUCUUAACCUCCAGCACAAUCAAAUCAAAGGGAUCCAGCAUGUGUCAAAUCUGCAGCAGCUUAUUUUCCUGAACUUGCAUGAUAAUCACAUCUCUGAUAUGACUGGCAUUGAAGUUCUAAAGUCUCUCAGGAUUCUCAUGCUGGGAAAAAACAGAAUUCAGAAAAUUUGCUGCCUGGAAAGCCUGUCCAAACUGAAUAUCCUGGAUUUGCAUGGCAAUCAGAUCUGCAGGAUAGAAAACAUGUCUCACCUGCACGAGCUACAAGUGUUGAACCUGUCAGGAAACAGCAUCUCCAGAGUGGAAAACCUGCAGGGCCUGGAGUCUUUGACUGAACUCAACCUACGGCACAACUGCAUCUCUCAUGUGACUGAGGUGGACCGCCUGCCCUGCUUGCAGCGCCUCUUUCUCAGCUGCAACAACAUCACCAGUUUUGAUCAGCUAGCCUGCCUUGGAGAGUCGCGCUCCCUUUCUGAGCUCACCCUGGAUGGGAAUCCUGUAGCCCUGGAGACAUGGUACAAGCAGGCCGUCCUGCGCUGUGUGCUUCAUCUGAGACAGCUGGACAUGAAGCGCAUCACAGACGAGGAUCGGCGCAUGGCAGGUGUACAGGCUCGAAAAGAGGAGGAGAAGAAGAGGGAGAGUCACAAGCAGACCAUUCAUAAGGAGAAGCGGCGUCUGGCAAUCCGUAAUGCAGCACAGCAGUGGGAAGGCGUCAGGGCCUGCCUGGAGCUGCCACCAACGAAUGGCGCCAAAGAAGACGUUAGUCCAGAGAACAGUCCUGCUCACAGCCCCGCCCAGACCAAUGGCCUUGCACAGGAGCCUUCUCCAGAUGAACCGAGACGGAUAAGCCCAGGUUCAGGACCGGAGCGACCAUCAGGGGGAACAGAGAUCCGGCUCCGUACCAACAGUCGUCCAAACAGCCCACGAGAUCCCAAGCUUGUGGAGGCAGGAAGCGGCAGUGUUCAGAGCUUGUCCUUGUCUGACAGUCACCUGGCGGAGCUGGAUGGAGACACCUUGCGUUUAUUCGGACUCGGAGCCCUGGAGGCCCUGGAGAGGGGCUGGGGUGUUCAGACCGCUGGUGCUGUCACUGUAAUAACCUUCCGCUACAUCAACUUUGACGCCAUUGUACCAACACUGCCGCGAAUAAGGGUCAAGUUCCCAAAUCUGUCGCACCUGAUCUUCCUGGAAACCAACAUCAGCCGCCUGCCACAGCUGGCGGCCCUGGCUCAGGUGAGGCGUCUGGACCAGCUGACCAUCCACCCAGAAGGCAACCCAGUGGUCAGUCUGACUCUGUGGCGCUCCUUUGUCAUCUACCGCCUCUACCACUUCAACCUGCAGCGGAUCAAUGGCCAGGAGGUGACCAUGAAUGAUGUGAUUGCUGCAGAGCGUGUGUUUGGAACGCUGGGUCACAUAGCAGCAACUGAAACUCCUCGUUGCCGUCUCCUCCUGCUGCUGGAGGAGUCCAGGAAGCGGCAGCUGCAAUUCCUGCUGGAAGGGCGUGGCCGGAGGGCAGGACUGAGUCCAGAGGAGCUGCGAGAUAAUGGGAAGCUUCUGGGUGAAGGCCUGAGCAGAGCGUUGUUCAACUACCCAAGCAGAGACUGUAGUGCAGAGAGCCCUGAGGAGGGCACUGUGGAGUCGUCGGAGCGUGCUGCCAUGAUAGAGCAGUACCUCCAGGAGCUGGUUCAAAGAGCAUCAGAUACCAAUCUGAAGGGCGAGGCUUUACACAAGCUCUGGCCCUCCAUGUUUGCAGAGAUGGUAAGAGACUGUGUUUUGGAAAUGAGGGACCGAGCGGCCUUCCGCCAAACCAGCCUGGCGAAGCUCUCUGAAACCAAGUGAAAAGGACCAAAGGUUCACUCCUAAACCACACAAACACUGCACAUGUGGACAUAACUUUCCUGGGCACCUAGUUUCUCUCAUUUCAAACUCCAUCUAUAACACAUCACUACUUAGGGAUUUUGUCUGUUUUAAUGUCUUCGGAAACUAAAGGGCGUGUUUCCCCAGUCUGUCGGAAGCUCUUUCUUGAGUUGGAUGUAGACUAUUUUAAAGAUGUCUGAAGAAAUUGUCAUGACAAAGGCAUCUUGACUGAAUGUAGAUUUUCACUGUUUGAUUCUUCAGAGUUUGGAGCUGUAUCAUACUUGAAGAAAGUUAAAGGAACUUGCUGACUCGCAGUGCAUUGUGGUCCCUACGGAGCAUCCUCUGCACUUUAAAAGCCUUCUGAAUGACCCCUCUGCACCAUCACUGUCAUCAGCUGAAAAUGAUCAGUGUCUCUUUUCUUGAGACUAGAAUGAUUUUUCUGUCUUAAAACUUGUGUCAUGCAUCGCUCUCUCUCACUUCUUCCUGCCUGACAAAAAAAGCAAGGGCACAAACAAGGACAAGGUCUUUUCUUUGUUUACCACUGAUUUUCUGUAUUGUACUUAGUAUUAAAAGAU